AUGGACGACGCUGACCGGCAGGUGCUGCGGCGGUGCCGGGUGCAGCUGGUCAGCGAGCUGCAGGUGGCCAACCUCUGGGACGCUCUGCUGACCUGCGAGCUCUUCCAGCCCGACAUGAUCGAGGACAUCCAGAGGGCAGGCUCUGGGUCUCGGCGUGAUCAGGCCAGGCAGCUGGUCACAGAUCUGGAGACUCGAGGGAGUCGGGCCCUUCCUCUGUUCAUCUCCUGCUUAGAGGACACAGGCCAGCAUAGCCUGGCUUCAUUGCUGAGAACGAGUAGCCAAGCAGCAAGGCGGGACCCGGAAUCCAUCAGACACCUGGACCUCAAGCCUGUGGCGGUCAGACCAGAGGAGCUAAGAGCAGUGAAGCAGGAUCCGUCGGAGCCGGCCCCAGGUAGACUCCCUCCAGCGGUGUUGGGGCCCGAGGAGCUCUAUCCACAGGUUCGCAGACCAGGUGUGCCCAGGCCAGUGGACAUUAGUGCUGGAGGAUUCAGUGCUCAUGAGAGACAGAGGGGAAACCCUGACUUGGCGUACAUCCUGAAUGCAGACCCCUGUGGCUACUGCCUCAUUAUCAACAACGUGAACUUCUGCCGUAAGUCAGGGCUCAGCACCCGCACCGGCUCCCACGUGGACUGCGAGAAGCUGCAGAGACGCUUCCGCCUGCUGCACUUCGCGGUGGAGGUGGAGAGCGACCUGACUGCGCAGCGAAUGCUCCAGGCUCUGGAGGAGCUGGCGUGGCGGGACCACGGGGCCCUGGACUGCUGCGUGGUGGUCAUCCUCUCUCACGGCCGCCAGGCCAGCCACCUCCAGUUCCCGGGGGCUGUUUAUGGCACAGACGGGUCUGCGGUGUCCGUGGAGAAAAUCGUGAACCUCUUCAACGGCACUCACUGCCCCAGCCUGGGAGGGAAGCCCAAGCUGUUCUUCAUCCAGGCCUGCGGGGGAGAGAAGAAAGACCAAGGGUUUGAAGUGGUCUCCAUUUCCCCCGAGGACAGGGCCCCUGGCGGGAACCCCGAGCCAGACGCCCUCCCGUUCCAGGACCCCCCCGGCAGCUACGACCAGCCGGACGCCGUGUCCAGUUUGCCCACACCGAGCGACAUCUUUGUGUCUUACUCCACCUUCCCAGGCUUUGUCUCCUGGAGGGACACCAAGAGCGGCUCCUGGUACAUCGAGACCCUGGAUGGCGUCUUGGAGCAGUGGGCUCACUCGGACGACCUGCAGAGCCUCCUGCUCCGGGUCGCUAACGCCGUGUCGGAGAAAGGGACUUACAAGCAGAUCCCUGGGUGUUUUAAUUUCCUCCGGAAAAAACUCUUCUUUAAAACUUCAUGA
This is a messenger RNA of Pipistrellus nathusii (Nathusius's pipistrelle), 1323 nucleotides long. The record is from the annotation of a GenBank genome assembly. NCBI's taxonomy places the organism in Eukaryota, Metazoa, Chordata, Mammalia, Chiroptera, Vespertilionidae.